Messenger RNA from Eimeria maxima, 2019 nucleotides. RefSeq lists its product as hypothetical. Bases 1 to 2019 code for a protein of 672 amino acids. NCBI's taxonomy places the organism in Eukaryota, Apicomplexa, Conoidasida, Eucoccidiorida, Eimeriidae. The transcript has 16 exons. The record is from RefSeq and is a predicted model, not a curated record.
AUGUCAAGACUUCUCCGGGGAGUCGUGGCGGCACUACUACUGGGGGUUGGGCUCCCAUGUUCUCGCGCUAAGGCCGAGAAUCCCUACCCCCCAGAAAUUGGACCUGCAGACAUCAACGAUGCAUCCAGUAUCUCGAGUGACCCGCAAGGUCCUAUUGUCUCUCAAGCAGCGGCGUAUACGCCUGCAAUAUCUAAAGUUGGAUUCAGUCUUGUGUACCCGACGCUGUCGCCCAAGGAGCCUAUUUUGCUUCCCGAAGAUCUUGCUGCUCGCGAUGAAGCCAAAGAGCCGUCAAACGAAAGCCCUCAGAGCACCUUCUUGAGGCUACCCCCACGUGUUACGAUAACAAACGUCUACAAAGUACACGUUGUUUCAGACUGUGUUAUGGGGCGCUGUUAUUUUCGGCCGGUAAAUGUGUACAUUCAGCCGACCAAUUGGUUUGUAGACCCCGACAAAGCAUCGUUGCAGUCUUUGACAGCGGCGUUGAAGGUGCAUGCUUUGCAUCUACUGAGAAUGAGGGAAAAAGCGGCGAGAUUGCAUCGGAAUCUCCUUGUUCGCAAACCUUCUUCGUGGCUGUCUCGCAUGAGGGCUCGGCUCUCCGCGGAACUUGGCGCCGUCUGUUUCAUGCAGCCAGCAGCCAGUCAACAGCCACGUGGAAGGGAGCCCGUGAGGUUGCUGAGGGCUAACAAGCAAGCAAAGCUAAAUAGCUUGUUUGACAGUAGCCAAAAGGACCAAGUUUUUGCUUCACCUGGCGACAGCAUUCCGCUUGACCCACAAAUUGUUGAUAUCAAAGAUGCGGUGGCCAACGAGGAAGAAUACCGUAGAGCAUUGGAACAAGCCCCCCAAAAUGUAUUUGGCCUAUGCAGAAGACCGCGCAGUAACAUGCUGAGACGCCUGGCUGACAAGGGGUUCGUCCUGUGCACUGUCGUGUUGAGGAAGGACCAGCACUUCGUCGACCGAUGCAGGGACCUUGCCGUUGAUGACAUCCACACCAUGCAGGCAGUGGACAAACUUCAUAGACGUCUGAACGAUCCUUCUUUGCCUAUGCUUGGCUAUGUACCGAUGAGCCUUCCCAUGGAGAGUACUGAGGCCUCUGCUGACCCCUGCGUUGCCCACAUCUCUCGGGAGCUACAGGCUGUUGAAGAGUUGCAUGCAAUGGAGCUAUGGCAAACAGCUGAAAUGAACAAGGCUAUCACUUCUGAAAUGGUGCUGAGGUCGAUGGUUAAGUUCGCGCACUUUACAGUUAGGGAAAUCGCACCGGAGACCUCUCCCGAGUAUCGACUUUCGCUCUUAAAGCUCGCAAAUAAAUGGAGUAGGACAACAGAACUCGUGCGAAAAUUCAAUGAGGCCGUCGCUGCCUGUCCCACUCCAACAGUGAGGCCGGUAUAUUUCCCACAGUAUGAAAGUAAAAUGCUGCCCCUUCCAAAGGAGUCUCUUUCUGACAUCCCGUUUCAACUUUCAAAGAUUUUGAGCCUUCAGAUUCCUCCCAUACACAGGUUAUUGAUUGGAGGUGCAUAUCUGUUGUCACUCACUUUGAACCGUCGGGGUCUAGUAGAAGGAAUAGGAAGACAAGAAAUACCUGGCCUAAACCAUGUAAGGAAAUAUGUGCAACAAGUUGCUCAGACGGCGGCUCGCAUUUUGGAGAUUGAUCUGGAUCCGGAAAUUCAGUGGGGGCUUGUCCGCACCCUCAUGGUUGUACCCUUUUGGCUCUUUGCAUUCGGACGUGGUGGGACUCUACAUGGGGGCUGGUGCAACACUUUGUUUUUUUUUCAGUUUGUUAAAGAUGCGACUGCAACAUCUCUGAAACAACCAGGCCUGCAAAAUUGGGCUAGACGGUCGAUCAGCAAGUUGGUUAAGCGCGUUGAAGUGGGCACACUCCCGGACAAAGCUAAGGAGCAUGCCAAUGUCUUCCUCGAACAACACAUCAAGUUUUUACCACAGCUACACCCCGACUUGUUCCGGACACAAGCCGGAAAAGUAUUUAAGGCCUCUCCGUUUCCCAGCUCGCCGAGGACAACUUGA